Molecule: messenger RNA, 6308 nt
Organism: Peromyscus maniculatus bairdii (prairie deer mouse)
Lineage: Eukaryota; Metazoa; Chordata; Mammalia; Rodentia; Cricetidae
Biological process (GO): regulation of transcription by RNA polymerase II
Molecular function (GO): RNA polymerase II cis-regulatory region sequence-specific DNA binding; DNA-binding transcription factor activity, RNA polymerase II-specific
Source: RefSeq, a predicted model, not a curated record
CCUCCCGACGCUAGGGUUCCCGCUUAGCUCUUCUGCUGAGGAAAUCGGAAGUUGGCUCAUGUGUUGUUUCUUGGGUUCUGCUGAGGCUAGAGCUCUCUGCACCCGCGACACGGUGAUCAAGGGCUUCUGUUCCCAUAGUGGGAGGAGUGGCCGGCCAUGAUUGCAGUGACCUAUGAUGAUGUGCAUAUUGACUUCACUUGGGAGGAGUGGACUUUGCUGGAUUCUCCCCAGAAGAAUCUCUACAAAGAUGUAAUGUGGGAGACCUACAGAAACCUCACUGCUAUAGGUUGCAGUUGGGAAGAUCAUAAUAUUGAAGAACAUUGUGAAAGUUCUGGAAGAAAUGGAAGGUUCAAAAAAUGUCAUACUGGAGAGAAACCCUGUGAAUAUAUUCAAUGUGCAAAAGCUUUUUCACAACACAGUCAUCUUCAAAUGCAUGAAAGAACAUUUUCUGGGGAGAAACCCUACAAAUGUAAUCAUUGUGAUAAAGACUUUGCAUAUGCCACUAGUCUCCAACUGCAUGAAAGAACACAUACUGGAGAGAAACCCUACAAAUGUAAUCAGUGUGAUAAAGACUUUUCACGACACAGUGAUCUCCAAAUACAUAAAAGAACACAUUCUGGAGAGAAAGCCCACAAAUGUAAUCAAUGUGAUAUAGCCUUUGCAAGUCACAGUCAACUCCAAAUACAUGAAAGAACACAUACUGGAGAGAAACCCUACACAUGUAAUCAAUGUGAUAAAGGUUUUUCACAAUAUGGUAAUCUUCAAAUUCAUGAAAGAACACAUUCUGGAGAGAAACCCUAUGAAUGUAAUCAAUGUGGUAAAGCUUUUACAAGUGCCAGUAGUCUCCGAACACAUGAAAGAACACAUACUGGAGAGAAACCCUACAAAUGUAAUCGGUGUGAUAAAUCCUUUUCACAACACUGUCAUCUCCAAACACAUGGAAGAACACAUACUGGAGAGAAACCCUACAAAUGUAAUCAAUGUGAUAAAGACUUUUCACGACGCAGUCAACUUCAAAUACAUGAAAGAACACAUACUGGAGAGAAACCCUACAAAUGUAAUCAUUGUGAUAAAGACUUUGCAUAUGCCACUAGUCUCCAGCUACAUGAAAGAACACAUACUGGAGAGAAACCCUACAAAUGUAAUCAAUGUGAUAAAGACUUUUCACGACACAGUGAUCUCCAAAUACAUAAAAGAACACAUACUGGAGAGAAACCCUACAAAUGUAAUCAAUGUGAUAAAGCCUUUUCUGGACACAGUAAUCUUCAGAUUCAUAAAAGAAUACAUUCUGGAGAGAAACCCUAUAAAUGUAAUCAAUGUGGUAAAGCCUUUGUAUGUACCACUGAUCUCCGAAGACAUGAAAGUAUACAUUCUGGAGAGAAACCCUACAAAUGUAAUCAAUGUGAUAAAGGCUUUUCACAACACAAUGCUUUCCAAAUUCAUAAAAGAAGACAUUCUGGAGAGAAACUCUACAAAUGUAACCAAUGCGAUAAAGACUUUUCACGACAUAGUUAUCUACAAAUACACGAAAGAACCCAUACUGGAGAGAAACCCUACAAAUGUAAUCAAUGUGAUAAAGCCUUUUCAGAACACAAUGCUCUCCAAAUACAUAAAAGAACACAUACUGGAGAGAAACCCUACAAAUGUAAUCAAUGUGAUAAAGCCUUUGCAUGGACCUCUAGUCUCCAAAUACAUAAAAGAGCACAUACUGGAGAGAAACCCUACAAAUGUAGUCAAUGUGAUAAAGCUUUUUCACAACAUAUUAAUCUUCAAAGGCACGAAAGAAUACAUUCUGGAGAGAAACCAUAUGAAUGCAAUCAAUGUGGUAAAGCCUUUGCAAGUGCCAGUAGUCUCCAAAGACAUAAAAGAAUACAUACUGGAGAGAAACCCUAUGAAUGUAAUCAUUGUGGUAAAGCCUUUGCAUGUGCCAAUAAUCUCAGAGUACAUGAAAGAACACAUGCUGGAGCAUAACCCUAUAAAUGCAAUCAUUGUUUUAAAGACUUGUCAUGACACAUAAUGGACAGAAACCUUACAAGUGUAAUCAAUGUGGUUUAAGCCUUUGCAUGUGACAGUACUCUCUAAAUACAUAAAAGAACACAAUCUGGAAAGUAACCAUACAAAUGUAAUCAAUGUGAUAAAUCCUUUUCAUGACACAGUAAUCAUCAAAUGCAUGAGAGAACACAUUCUGGAGAGAAACCCUAUGAAUGUAAUCAGUGUGGUAAAGCCUUUGCAUGAAUCAGCAGUCUUUGAAAUCAUCAGAAAAAAAUAAUCACACUACAGAGAAACCUAGAAAGGUAGUGAGUGUGGCAAAGUUUUGCACUUCAGGUUAGUCUUUAAUACAAGAGUAAAAUUUCAGUGUGUAGUUGGUAUUUUAAAGUCUUUUCAUUUUACAGUAGUCCUUGAGGACCUGAAAAAAACUAAUACUUAAGGAAAUCUGGCCAUAAAGAGUUUGGUAAGAUCUUUACCCAACUGACUUAAAUUCAGUUACACAAGUUUAUUCUGGAGAAGAAAUCUGACCAGUGUCACCAAUCUGUUCUAGCAUUAUGAUGUCUCUCUUUAUUUUAUUUGCACCCACAAACUCAUGUGAUGAAAAUAACUAUGAAUUUAAAUGAUGAGGUAACUCUUUUAAAUUCCACAGUUCUCUUAAAUUACAUGAAAUAACAAUCCAGUUGUAAAAUUUAAUGGAUGUGUAUUAAUGCCUUUUCUGUUGCUGUGAUAAAACUUUAUGUCUAAGUCAACUCAUGAGUGAGCCCUUGGUUCUAGAGGGAUACAGGAUCACCAUCAAAGUGGCAUGGCAACAAGUGUCACACAUGGCAGCUAAAGCAGGAAGCUAAGAACUCACAUCUACCUGCGAUAUGAAGGUGAAAAUGGGAACUGAAAAUGGUAUGUGGAUGUGAACUCAUGCUCAACCCCAGAGGCAUCCUUCUUCCAGCAGGGCAAGCAUUACCCAUAUCUUCCCAAAUGAUACUACUAACUGAGAAAGAUUGAUUUCUCUGACUUCAAGCUUACAUGCCUGCUUUCUGUUUUAUGAACCAGUUCAUGAUGAAGAAAAACUCUGGAAGUAAGCCUUUUGAUGCUUCCACACCUGGGUUACAGGAAUAAAUGCUUACAAGAGAAAAACAUUCUUGAGUAUAAAUCUAAUUGUUUAAAGAUUUGUUUUAAUUUUAAUUAUAUGAUAUCAUUGUUUCUUUUUGUGGGUAUGUGCAUUCUGGUUUCCAGUUUAGGCCAUUGGAUCAAGAAGUUUAGGCCAUUGGAUCUUCUUUUAGCAGGAAUUACAGGGAGUUGUUAAAAACCUGGCUUCAUCCUGGAAACUUCUCUUAACUGUUUGGCUAUGUCUAUCACCCUGUAAAUAUUUCAAAGCUGUCAUAUAUAAUCUUGAUGUCAGGAAAUAGGAAAUAAUUCAUACAACAGAAAUAUCCUAUUCUGGUAAAUGAUUUGGUUAAGACUUUAGACAUCACAAUUAUCUCCAGACUCACACAAAAAAAAUCUUGUUUUAUGUCUUUUUCAUCAUACCCUUGAAGGAAGUAAUUUAUUUACCAUGUUGACUCAAGACAGAUGGGGGAGAUCAUUGCAUCAUGGGUUUCUAUUUUGCCACAUUUGAGAUAGAUACUAAAAUGUGGUAUAUGUGUGGCCAAUCCAUUUAAUGAAGUUUAUUUUGUGGUUCUUAUUUUUUUUUCUUUGAUUUCUGUUCAUCUUCUGUUGCGCUUUCACUUAGUAAUAGGUAUUUUUCUGUUGCAAUGUAUAGAAUGGGAUGCCCAUCAUCUAAGUGGUCCAUUGUUUAUUUAAAUAUCAGGCAGUAUGUGAUUGUUGAAGUAAGUGUCUGUGAAAGUGUGAUGCGUUGUUUUUCCUGGUUUUGUUUUUUGUAUUUUAACAAAUUCCCUUGAGAUGUUGUUUAUUAUCCAGUCUGGCUUCAACGUCAGUAAUUAGGGAUAUAUUUGAACUCAUUAUCCUUAGUUGUCACCCUCCUGAGUACAAGUCCAAGGGUAGAUGAUGUACCCCCCCGCCAUGUAUGCUGUUUUAGUAGCACGUUCAAACAUAUAUUAAUGUUAAAAUGCUUAAUAGAAGAGAAUAUAAGAAACAUUAAAUACCUCAUGUGAUUCCAAACAGCAUUUUCAUAUAUCUGGUAGAGAUGUAAUAAUGUAGGAAAAUCAGCAGUCAACUGUGUAUUUUACAACAUUGCUUAAUGUGCUAUGGAUAUGAAUAUAUUAUUUGAAGUUUCACAUGUCUGCAUGUCCCCAUUAGUUAUCCAUCUGAUAUUUCAUCUUGAAGUACUGCAUUCUAAGGUAAUUAUCCAGAGAUGCCAGAUAAUGUAAUGGUAAUGAGAUUUAUUUCAAAAGAAAUUCUGUUGUGUGUGUGUCUGUGCAUAUGUGUUAUAUUAUGGUUUUUGGGCUGUGACACAUAUGUGGAGACUGGAAGACAACUUCGUGGGGUGUAAUUGUAACUGUGGAAGCCAAGUAUUGUCACCCAGGAGUUUUAACUUAGUUCCCAAACACAAGACGUUUCUUGCCCCAAUUAUCCCAGGUAAGCAUGCUGUCAGCUGAGAUCAGAUGGUUUUGUCACCCUCCAUAUGGACUAUAAUUUAAAACUUCUGGAAAGAAAACUUGUUGAAAGAGUUCAUUCUAAUAAAACUUUGGUAGUUUUUUGUGGCACUUUUACUCAGUAAAGCAUUAUCUCAUGGCAUCAUCUUAGAUAGUCAGACGUAACUCCACCAAAGAGACUAACUUCUUUACUUCCACUAGACCUCAUCCAAGAUUUCCCAAACUGUCUCAAUGACUUCUUGGGGAGGGAUACAGUGAACAAUGCCAUGUAUGCAGAGGAAAGAUAGGGACUUAAACCCAAGUUUGAAGUCUCCCAUUGUUCAAUCUCCUUUGUCAGGGUAGGGUAGGUGAUAUUAACGAAGUCUGUAGCCAGAGUACAUGGCCCCUCCUCUCCUUAGGUGAAAUAUUUUGUUUCUUCAGUUUCUUUAUCUCUUUCUGUCUCUUUCUUUAGAGCUCUUUCUACAUAGACUGUUCUUAGUGUCCAUUUAUUGAGAUUUGAUGCACUCAAAUUUCAUGUCAAACACAUGUUUCAACCCUCAGGAUGAUGUGACCAGCAAAGGGAUACUAUUUUCUUUCCCAAAGCAUUUCUCAUCUUUGCUCUGCAUAUAGAUUGGUUAUGCGUUUCCUGGUAACUUCCUGGUACCACUGUCACUGUGAUAUCCAGACACUUCCAUCUCUGGGGUUCUUUUGCUGAACUGCAGAGUUCCAGAGGCACAGGGCCACUUCAGAAGCUGUUGGGAAGCAUUUAUCCUGUGAGGCCAUCUGAGGUGGUUCCUUGGGUGAGCUAUGUGUUCUUAGAGUAACCUGUGAAUUGUUACAAAUAAGAGUCUGGACAAGGCAAACUUCUCUUGUUCAGGAGGGUGUGCUGGUGAAAGGGGAUCUUACCUAGACAGGAACUGCACUUGAUUUUAUCCUAAGGAAAGUCGUGUCUGUGUCUUUUCCCCACAAUCUAGAGUCAGACUUCACAGUCUUAUUCAUUAUGUGAGUAUGAAAACAGUUGGUCCAUAGAAAAGGAAGGAGGAAGUCAUACUGCUUUCAGGAAAGAAGAGUCACUGUUCCAGGCCAUCAGAUUCCUAGAAUUCAGGCUUGGGGUUGGGAAUAAACAAUAUUUUACUGAAUGGAAGGAGUGUUAAGAUUUGACUUCUCUCACUUCUCCUCUCUGUUAGUCCCGCCUAUACUUCCUGCCUGGCUACUGGCUAAUCAGUGUUUUAUUUACUGACCAAUCAGAGCAACACAUUUGACAUACAGAACAUCCCACAGCAAACUACUGAGCAUGGAAAAGCCCCUAAGCAAGUGGCCCAGACUUGAUAAGAGAGUUAGCUGAGCAUGAGACCAUAAGCAGAAAAGAGAACACACCACCAAGCAAUGUUUUGCAAUGAUUUUACCUUCAGUUACUAACCUAAAUAUAUUUUGUGAGUUUCCUCAAUGAUUGGAUGUGCCCUGGCAGUGUCAGUUAAGUAAGCCUACUUAUCAAUCACCUCAGUUGCUUUUAAUAAAAAUAUUUAAUCAUAGCAACAAAGAAGCAAUCUAGAACAAAAAUUGGUACCCUUAAAUGAGGCUGUUGUUGUAAUAAUCUGAAAAUGUUGUAUUUUUGAGGAAUUCAGAAAGCUAUACAGGACUUUGGAUAUCAAAAGCCAUUGUAAGCUCUACACCAAUCUUAAUGGGCUAUUCCAGAAGGAACUGGAAGAUGAGAGGGCUAACAGUAAAAAGGGGAGGGGCUUUGUUGUACCCUGAUUUGAUGUGCCAUGCUGUGUUGACACCCAUGGGAGG